Molecule: messenger RNA, 497 nt
Organism: Topomyia yanbarensis
Lineage: Eukaryota; Metazoa; Arthropoda; Insecta; Diptera; Culicidae
Product: immediate early response 3-interacting protein 1
Exons: 3
Coding region: 170-418 (82 amino acids)
Biological process (GO): endoplasmic reticulum to Golgi vesicle-mediated transport
Cellular component (GO): Golgi membrane; endoplasmic reticulum membrane; COPII-coated ER to Golgi transport vesicle
Source: RefSeq, a predicted model, not a curated record
UCAAACAUCGUCGGUCAACUAAAAAUGCCAAAACAUCAAAAACAGUGCGAUCUUCCUAUUAUUUCAAAUUAAUGAUUGUUUGUGGUUUUAAACAAAGGUUCCUCAGAAUUAAACGUAAAUAAUUGUGAUUGUGACCUAUUGGUAAUAUUUCAAUAAAUUAGCUUUCGACAUGUUCACACUGUGGGCUCUUAUCGAAGCUUCUUUGCUAUGUUUAAACGCGGUGUGUAUUUUACAUGAACAACGAUUUCUAUCCAAAUUCGGAUGGGGUGCUACCAACUCUCAGAUCCAUGGUUUUGGUGAAUCACCAACGGUAAAGGCUCAAGUUUUGAAUCUGGUUCGAUCCAUUCGAACGGUGGCUAAAAUACCUCUGAUAUUUCUCAACAUUGUAGCGAUACUAUUUAAACUCGUGUUAGGAUAAUGUAUACAGAUUAAGAUUGUAAUAUUGAUUUGAGUUAAAUCUAUAAAAUCAAUUUGUAAAUUAUAAAAAAUAAAGCUAA